Linum tenue is the source of this 3438-nucleotide messenger RNA. NCBI's taxonomy places the organism in Eukaryota, Viridiplantae, Streptophyta, Magnoliopsida, Malpighiales, Linaceae. The record is from the annotation of a GenBank genome assembly.
GCGGAGGCUCUCCAGUCUCCAAUCCAUCCAGUUCAAAAGAACGCCCGAAAAAGAGGACAAAGAAGAAAGAAAACUGGCAUCAGAGACAAGCAGUUGGCUCCCCUCCCUCCCACUGGCCAUUUUGAAUUUCAUUCAAAUUUCUUAGCUUCCCGACGGCUUUGAUAAUCUGGCGGGCGGCUGAGAGGAGGGAAAACCGGAUUUGCCUGCACAAUUGAUGAUGAAGCUGGCGGAUCCAUCAAUGGCAUUACUCGCCGCUAGUGGCGGCGAUACCGUCAAGCUCUUCGACGUUUCAGUGGAGUCGGGAGACCCCUGCGCCUUGACUUAUACUCCCUCACCUGGUUUCCUGGUCAAUUCGGUUAAGUGGAACCACACUAAUUUAGUUGUGGCAAGUGCCGGUGAAGACAAGAAGAUCUCUCUGUGGAGGAAAAAUGGUCAGAGCAUGGGCACAAUUCCCAUCGCUGGGACGGAUAGUGGAGACGGCAUUGAGGAAUCCAUAUCGGCUAUUAGCUUUAGUAAUAAGGGAUCUAGAUACAUAUGCUCUGGUGGAAGUGGCCAAGUUGUACGAAUAUGGGAUCUACAGAGGAAACUCUGCAUUAAACGGUUGAUGGGUCAUACAAAUGCCAUAACAGGCACUAUGUACAACUGUAAAGAUGAUCACUUGGCUUCCAUAAGUCUAAGUGGGGAUCUCAUUGUUCACAACCUUGCAUCCGGUGGAAGAGCUGCAGAACUGAAGGACCCCAACAACCAGGUACUGAGGGUGCUGGAUUAUUCACGGUUAAGCCGUCACCUCUUGGUUACUGCAGGUGAUGAUGGAUCGGUACAUUUAUGGGACACUACAGGUCGCCAUCCAAAGAACUCUUGGUUGAAGCAACAUUCUGCGCCAGCAGCUGGUGUUAGCUUCUCUCCAUCAAAUGACAAGGUCUCAUUGUAGCCAGUGUUGGCCUGGAUAAAAAGUUAUAUACAUAUGAUUCUGGGUCUAGACGGUCCUCCUCUUGUAUUUCUUAUGAGGCACCAUUUUCCUCAUUGGCAUUUAGAGACGAUGGAUUGGUUCUUGCAGCCGGAACCAGUAGUGGCAGGGUUGUCUUUUAUGAUGUCCGUGGAAAACCACAGCCUUUCACAGUUCUUCGUGCUUAUAGCAGCUCAGAGGUGGGUUUUACCCUUUACUUAAUUCUGGUCUGGACCACAGAAAAUCUAAAUUAUUUAUGUUCGAUUCUGUUUCGUGUAUUUUCCUUGAGUGUUUAUCAUGAGUGUACUAACAUGGAAAGUGGUGAAAGAAGAGGUGCAAUUUUUUAGAAGUCCUGUAGAUGUUCUCUUGGUUAAGAUACAAAACUAGAAAUAGUUUUCAUGCAAUUUUGAGUUUGAGCCUGUUGUAGAUUUAUCUGGCACUUGUAUAGGAGGUGGGUUUUGGAUUGGUUGAUAACAAUAAAUCUUGGCUGUUAGUCAAUGUGAUGCCACUUCAAAACGAGUUUGUGGACAUCGUUUGAUGAAUUACCAUUUUCAUGCCAUUGUAAAUGGUUAUUUGUCAGGCUGUUACAAGUUUAUGUUGGCAAAGAUCAAAGCCAGUUGUUGUAAAUGAUAACUGUACGGCAGAGAGGGCCCUUCUUGGUGGAUCUGUUGAAGAUUCUAUACUUAUGCCUGACCCACUUCCCUCCGUGACCUCUGCUAGUCAUUCAGAAGUUCCCUCCCUUUCAGGAACUGGUAGCGGCUCAACCUUGCCUCCUGUUGUUACUUUCAGUGAAGAAACACCACUUCGGCGGCCAGGUGGACCAUUAACGAGAUUAAAGGCUCCACGUACUGGUUAUAAUUUCACGGAUGACAUGGAAGUAUUCUCGCCACUUGUGGAGGUUCAGCCUAUCACACCUUCUCUUGACAAGUAUUGGGAUAAUCAUGAGGGAUCAAAGUUAGAUAAUGUAUUAGCUGACAAGAAGCCUUCAGCCUUCGUGUUUCCUUCAUCAAGCAGCAGGAGAUAUCCCUUUCCUGAAGAUGGAACAAUCAAUGAACAUCCAAUAUAUGAUUGGAAAUCCAGCUCAAACUCCAGACAGUAGGACGACAGCCGAUCAUCCCAUACCCUCCUAAGUGAGUCGACUCCUCCAUCUUCCAAGAGUGCAGAAACCUCAAUAACUCCUCCAGAAGCUUGGGGUGGUGGUGAGAGAUUUGAUAAGAUCGCACACCUUCGCCAGACAUCCAAUGUUAUUCCACCUCGCUUGGGGAUCUCAACUUCUUCUGGAAGUUUCACUUCAGGAGGGUCAAUGCUUCUCUCAGGCAUGCAAGAUAUAUCCUCAACCAUGAUGAAUCAAACAAGCAUGAGCUCAGUAACCACUAGUUUUCCAAAUUCGAGAGUUAGAGACAUUUCUAUUAGUCAGGAGACAUCGAUUGCAUAUCCAGAACAAUUUUCGUCCUUUAGUCACUUGUCUAUGCCCCUAGGUUCUGCAAAAAGCAUUGUGGGACUGACUAGUAGUAUCGAAGCACCAUCAGGGCUACUAGCAUCACCAAGUCUAGCCCGUAGAUUCUCAACAUAUGCAGAGAGAAUCAGCACCACCUCCUCUUUUAGUGAUGGGAUAUCCCUUGGGGUUGCUUCUCCUAAAGUGAAGAAAACUGGAUUUGAAACCAGGGAAGACCUAUUAAAUAGCCUUUCAUCAAGGUCUGACUCAUUGGCUGCUGUCGCUGCUGAGCCAGGAGUUCUUCCAUUAGCAAAUGGAGGGGUAGCACAACCUCACAAGGCUCUUCUUCAACCUUCUGAUUUGCAGCAGCAGCAGGGGAGUUCAUUUCCUCUUCAGUUAUUUCAACGUGCGAUAGAAGAAACUCUCGGCACAUUUGGGGACUCACUACGUGAAGAGAUAAGGAACCUUCAUAUCGAAGUCCUUAGACAAUUCCAUAUGCAGGAGUGCUCGAAUCGUGAGAACCAAGCUGAGAUGAUGAAGAAAAUUGAGUCCCUCCAGAAGGAAAACCAGGAACUCCGGCAGUUGUUAAGACAGUGACUCAUUUGUUUUGAGUCACUUGAUGAUUGUGGUGAUGAUCAGAUUCAUGGAGUGAGUAGCCCCUCGGGGAAGGCAUACUGCAAACACUCUUGCUCUUCUUCAGGCAGGUGCUGGUAGUGCUUUUCGGUGUUUCUGUUGUUUUGGUUAUGUUUAGACAAAGGGUGUGGGAGUUAAAAGAGGCCUCCAGCUGGGGCAAGGUAGAGGGAGAAUGGGGCAUUCAUUAUCUGCCAGGCAACCUCACCAGUUGAGCAUCUUUUGUUUCUUGAUUCUGUACAGGUACAUUUGCUCGUGUCCAAUGAAAUGAGAUUAUUCUUUCUUUGUUCGUGUUAGGUUUUCAGUUUUCUCCAGGCUCCAGCCAUUUGCCACACCCUGGGUUCAUUUCAUCAACGGUUGAACAAUGUGCAAAACAUGUCAAACUGCGUCAUGAAUGGCAAAUUGCUCUUCGUUCUUUGCCCAGUGC